AUCGGUUUGUCGUUCGAACUUACGCUCACAAUUUUUUCAGAAAUUAUCGGGAACGGUCCGGCAAGGAGCCGAGAUUCGAUGUGGAGUGUUUUCAAAAAAAAAUCCAAAUUCCAUCAGCAAAAUGAGAAAGCAUUUCAAUUACACCCUACUGGUUACAUGUACUGUGGGUUUAUUAGCAGCAUCAGUAGACAUGCCGCUGGCCUGGACUUCCCCCAACUUCAUAAAGCUCUAUUCCAACGAUAGCUCGAUCAACCCGCUGCCUCGCCCCAUCACCGAGCGAGAGGACUCCUGGAUAGGCUCCCUGCUGGUAAUAGGCGCCGUAAUCGGCCCCAUUCCUGCGCCAUACAUAUGCUCCAAAUUCGGCAGGAAGAAAGCCCUGCUGGUCACGGCCUUGCCCAUAAUAGCGGCUUUCUUCACGCAAGCCUUCGCCCGCAGCGUUUAUACUAUCUACGCUACUAGGGUGAUAACAGGAGUGUCUUUGGGCGCCGGUUACGCCCUGCUGCCUAUCUACAUAGGCGAGAUAGCGGAGGAUUACAACAGGGGCAUGCUGUCGCAGGCUAUUAACGUAUUUUGGUCGUUCGGGAACUUCUUGGUAUACGCCACGGGGCCGUUUAUGUCCUACAGAACCUUCAACGUGAUGAUAGCCGCUUUCCCGGCUUCGUUUUUCCUGCUGUUCCUCCUGCUGGCGCCCGAGUCGCCGCACUUUUUGGUAGCGGAAAACCGGCUCGACCAAGCGGUCAAGUCUCUGAUGCUGCUGAGGAGCAAAGCCAAGGAAGAGGUUCAAGAGGAGAUCAACUCCAUAGGGCAGCAACUGACCGAGCAGAAGGGCAACAAAGGGCUGAAGGAGCUGUUCGCUACGGGCUUCGUGCGCCGGGCGUUCUUCAUCUGCUUGUGGCUGGUGUUCACGCAGGAGCUGUGCGGGUUCUCGGUGAUAUUCUUCUACUUGCAGCUGCUGUUCCGCGAGUCCGGUUCGCGGAUCUCCGACGAGCUGUCGUCGUUGGUGAUGGCCUUGUUCGUGCUGGCCACCAGCUUCGUGUCGCCGUUUCUGGUGGACAGGUUCGGCAGGAGGACGUUGCUGUUGGUGUCCUGCUCGGGCAUGUGCUUGUCGCUGGCGGCGUUGGGUGGUUUUUUCUUCGUUAAAGAGGAGACGAGCGCGAGCACGUUGCCGAUCUAUUGGUUGCCUUUGGCCAGUUUGGUGAUGUUCGUGUUUUUCUUUAAUUUCGGGAUGAGCGUACCGUGGACUAUUACCGCUGAGCUGCUGCCUUGUUACGUGAAGGAAACCGCUACGACUAUUAUCACUAGUUUGAGUUGGAUGUUGGCUUUUCUGUGCACGAAUUUCUUCCAUUCUGUGACGCAUAAGAUUGGAAUAGGGAGGACUUUUUGGUGUUUUGCUGGGUAUUGUUUCGUGGCGGGUAUAGGGAUUUAUUGUUUCGUGCCGGAGACGAAGGGGAAGAGUUUCACGGAGAUUCAGGACGUGAUGAAAUUCGGGGGGGUGUUUCAAUUCGGGUCUAAGAAGGUGCAAGGAGAAUCUAAAGAUGCUGGUGAGAAUAAGCAGAGUAAAGAAAAGUAUUGAUGUUUAUAGUUUCUUAAAUGUAGGGAAUGUGAAACCAGUAUUUUAUACUAUACAGGAUCGUAGGUGAAUUUAUUUUGAUUAUAUACUCUAAGUAAAAACUCGAAUUAUGUAUUGUUAUCUGAUCUGAUUUGUAUCAUUAAUGUAAAUUUUUGAUAAGUACUCAAAGGAAAAUUACUUCAUUUUAUUGUUUAAAAAUUUGCUAUUU
Molecule: messenger RNA, 1778 nt
Organism: Phyllotreta striolata
Lineage: Eukaryota; Metazoa; Arthropoda; Insecta; Coleoptera; Chrysomelidae
Source: the annotation of a GenBank genome assembly